Charadrius vociferus (killdeer) is the source of this 1623-nucleotide messenger RNA. It is a transcript of the gene LNPK, whose product is annotated as KIAA1715 ortholog. Gene Ontology annotation, biological process: endoplasmic reticulum tubular network organization. Gene Ontology annotation, cellular component: endoplasmic reticulum tubular network. Lineage: Eukaryota; Metazoa; Chordata; Aves; Charadriiformes; Charadriidae. The record is from RefSeq and is a predicted model, not a curated record. The coding region runs from base 60 to 1307 and encodes 415 amino acids. The transcript is spliced from 12 exons.
AGCUGUGAAUUCUUGUAGAAGAUUGAUAGCUCUGCCAACACUACUGUCCACAGUAGAAGAUGGGUGGAUUAAUUUCAAGAUGGAGGCAGGCAAAGCCUUCCACUGUAGAAGUAUUAGAAAAAAUUGAUAAGGAAAUACAGACAUUAGAAGAAUUUAGAGAAAAAAAUCAGAGGCUACAGAAACUAUGGGUUGGAAGGCUGCUUCUCUACUCUUCACUCCUUUACCUUUUCACCUGCUUAAUUGUAUAUUUGUGGUGUCUUCCUGAUGACUGGACAGCAAGGUUGAUUAUGACACUUCCAUUUUUUGCAUUUCCAUUGAUAAUCUGGUGUAUAAGAACACUGCUCAUUUUUUUCUUUUCCAAAAGGACAGAGAGGAAUAAUGAUGCGCUGGAAGAUUUAAAAUCUCAAAAGAAAAAAAUACUUGAGGAAGUAAUGGAGAAGGAAACAUACAAAACUGCUAAACUAAUCCUUGACAGGUUUGAUCCAGAGUCAAGUGCAAAGGAGGCUGAACUGCCAUCUGCUGGAACAUCUGCAACCCCAAGACCUGGACAAGAAAUUCGUCAGAGGACCACAGCUCAAAGAAAUGCUUCUACACCCCCGCCUGUGACUCCUAAACAAGCCUCUCCAAAAUCACUGGUUCCAGCAUCUCCUAAUGUGCAGAGAGAUAUAUCGGCUCUGAGUGGACCACCAGAAAGAACUGUUGUGCCAUCCUUGCAGUCACCAAGACGCCCUGGAUCCCCUGCUACUUCAGUGCCUGGAAUGGGUCUUCAUCCUCCAGGCCCUCCUUUAGCAAGACCUAUUCUUCCUCGAGAAAGGGGAGUUGUGGAUAGAGUUAUUGAAUAUUUGGUUGGCGAUGGUCCUCAAAACAGGUACGCCCUUAUAUGUCAGCAAUGUUUUUCUCACAAUGGUAUGGCUUUGAAGGAGGAGUUUGAAUACAUAGCAUUUAGGUGUGCCUAUUGCUUUUUCCUGAAUCCUGCAAGAAAAACUAGACCUCAGGCUCCACGACUUCCAGACUUCAGUUUUGAAAAAAGGCAAUCUACAGAAUUGCGAUCCGAAGCUGAGCCUCUAGAACCUAGAGAGAGAAAGCCCCAGGAGACUCAACAGGCAGAAGAAUCUGAAGAUGAUGUGGCUCGGAUCAGUGAUACAAAUGAGGCAGAUGAUAAAGCACCAAGUCUUGAGCAGCUAAAUGAUAAGCUGGCUGAAGAAGUUGAAAAAGAAGAAGCAGAAAACAUUUCAACGACUGAAGACUCGAUUUCAGAGUCUAUUUCGGCUGAACCAAGUGAAGAAUCUUUCAUGAAAGCAGAAUAAAGUACUUCCAAGUGCCUUCUGUAGCUAGUUUUUAGCUUUUUCAUGCCUGUUGUUACUAUUCAGGUGAGCUUUUUUUUAAUGGUACAACUUAAAAAUCUCGCUUGAGCUUAAACUGCCUCAACCGCCACAAUAUGUCAAAGCUAUGUGUAAAAAUGGGUAUUGUAAAUUAAGCAUGUGUCUUUUAAAUAAGUUAACGCACAGAAUGUAUAGUUGGUUGAAGUCUAACAGUUGUAGUCACUGUUCAGUUUGCAUAUUUAAAAACUUAAGUAUAAGCUUUGUUAUGGGUGACCUAUAAUUUGACAUCUCUCUAGCUGUC